AUGGACAAGGUGAGAAAUAAUGUUAUCAGGGAGAUAAUGGGUAUAGAUGUUGACAUCAUAGAAACCAUUGAAUGCAAAAGGCUUAAAUGGUAUGGCCAUGUCGAGAGGAUGAAUGAUCGAAGAUGGCCAAAACGAUUGUUGCAGUGGAAACCCACCAACCGUAGGAAAAGGGGAAGACCGAGAAGGUCCUGGAGACAGGAGGUAGACUGUGCGUUGGAGGAUAGAGGUCUACAACCAGAUGACUGGAAUGAUUGCAAGCGUUGGAGGCUAGGAUGCGAGAAACGGCGACAGCUGUAUCAAAUUCGUUGUAUAUAUAUAAUAUGA
Messenger RNA from Harmonia axyridis, 324 nucleotides. RefSeq lists its product as uncharacterized. The transcript has a single exon. Bases 1 to 324 code for a protein of 107 amino acids. The record is from RefSeq and is a predicted model, not a curated record. NCBI's taxonomy places the organism in Eukaryota, Metazoa, Arthropoda, Insecta, Coleoptera, Coccinellidae.